AGUCGGGCAGGUUAGGCGAUUGGAUGAGGUCCGUGAAAACGGAGGGAGGAAGAAGGUAAGGGUCUGUAUCUAAUCCGGCGAUCUUCAAUUUAUCUAAAUACCGAUCUUUGUGAGCACCUACCAGAUGCCCUACUUCCAACGAUAACGGCACAACAACGAUAGAAUCCAUAAAUAGUAUUGUUAUUAAUAAUGUAUUUAAAUAACACCGUUAAAUACAUUAUUAAUAACAAUACUAUUUAUGGAUUCUUCCGACUUCAGUCCACACGACUUAUAUCACUAUGUGGUAAACGGGGUAUCCCCAUACACUGGAGCUGAUCUAAAGGCCUUUAAAAGUCUGGAUGCCUACCAGUUCUUUGUAGCUGGCUGGGUUACAAAUACGCGAUGCUACACUCACGGCAGGGGGAGGUACCUCAUAAUGGCAAAGGUUCAUCAUAGCCAGUCACUGUCUGAAACCCAAUUAAAACCAUGGGUGUCUUUGAAGAAGGAUGGGACAGUUGUGUGCGGCCACUGUACGUGUAAAGCGGGCCUGGGAGAGGUGUGCUCCCACGUAACAGCUCUGCUGUACGCGGUAGAAUCUGCUGUGAAACACCUGGAAGACAGAAGCUGCACUGAUGGGCCCAGACAGUGGGGACUUCCUCCUGUGAAAGCGGGCAAGGCUCUGUACAAAGAAGGAUCGGAAAUUGAUUUCUCAAAUCCUGCCAAAAAGCGUUGUGGUGUACAUAACAAAAGCCAUUCAGGUCGUCCAUCGGGGGGGGGGGGGGGGGGGGGGGAAAUGGGUGUGUCUGCAGCAGCCAUAGAACAAUUCUACAGGGCUCUGGAUGAUGCAACUCCAAACCCUUCAGAGAAGAGUGGUAUCCUACGCAUAUUGCCGGACUAUUGUAAACAGUUUCAACCAAAGGUGGUGUCUCUGGGUCUACCACAGCCUCUGAUUGAGUUGUACAGUGCUCAGAACCGGAAGCUGUCUGCCUCUGACCUGAAAAAAUGUGAUGCGGUAUUCAAUGAUAUGGAAGUUACACCAGAGCAGGCAGUAAAAGUUGAGGAAGAGACGCGACAACAGGGAAAGUCAAGGCUAUGGUUUGACAUGAGGGCUGGUAGGGUGACGGCAUCCAGAUGGGGAUGUGAACAUGAAUUAAAAGCCAGAAAAAUGUACGAGGCUUACGCUACACAACAGCAUCAGGACCUGAGUGUUUGUGAUGCCGGUCUCCACAUUGAUCCCUCCUGUCCCUACCUUGGGGCAUCUCCAGAUGCCUUGCUGUCCUGCUCCUGCUGUGGCGAUGGUAUUUUGGAGAUCAAGUGUCCACACUGUGCCAAAGACACCGGAAUCCUCAGCGCCACUGAAAAGAAACAUUUCUGCAUUGAGAACACAGAUGGUACAUAUGCACUUAACAGAGAUCAUCAAUACCACUACCAGGUGCAAGCCCAGUUGUUUGUGACAAAGCGAAAGUUUUGCGACUUCAUGGUGUGGUCUACAUCCAAUUUCAUACAGAGGAUUUUGCCUGAUGCCGACUUCUUUACAGAAGCAGUGCAGAAUGUCGAGGCCUUUUAUAGGUCAGCCAUUUUAUCUGAGUUAUUGGCCAAGACAUAUACAUGCCCAGAUAGAUUGCUGUCAGACAAAACACAGUCCACAGACUUGGACACAAGGACUGGAGGAGGAGUAGGGCCAACUAUCUGCUUUAGCCUUAUUAUUUUAGUUUAACAUUAAGUGUUUAUCAAGAAUAAUUAAUAUGACUUAUAAUUAAUAUGACUUAAUAUGAAAUUUUGGUUGCGUGUGUGUAUCUGUACAAUCAAACAACAGCGCCCGGUUACCAAGGUCAAGGUGAACUUUUUAGACAGACACCACAGACAAACCAGUAAAUAUGUAUAAAGAAAAGAAAAGCUACAUGGAGAAGUAAACAUUUGAUUGUAAAUGUAUGUACUGGUACAACUAUUUACA
Molecule: messenger RNA, 1933 nt
Organism: Alosa sapidissima (American shad)
Lineage: Eukaryota; Metazoa; Chordata; Actinopteri; Clupeiformes; Clupeidae
Exons: 4
Coding region: 239-1696 (485 amino acids)
Molecular function (GO): zinc ion binding
Source: RefSeq, a predicted model, not a curated record